This is a messenger RNA of Chaetomium globosum CBS 148.51, 366 nucleotides long. RefSeq lists its product as uncharacterized. The transcript is spliced from 5 exons. Gene Ontology annotation, molecular function: ribosomal small subunit binding; translation initiation factor activity; RNA binding. Bases 1 to 366 code for a protein of 121 amino acids. Gene Ontology annotation, cellular component: eukaryotic 43S preinitiation complex. The record is from RefSeq and is a predicted model, not a curated record. Lineage: Eukaryota; Fungi; Ascomycota; Sordariomycetes; Sordariales; Chaetomiaceae. Gene Ontology annotation, biological process: translational initiation.
AUGUCAGGCGAAACCGAGAUCCAGAAUCUCAAGAGCCGCGACCCCUUCGCGGAAGCCGACGAAGACUCGGGACAGACGACCCAAACCCAAGAAUAUAUCCAUAUUCGCAUUCAGCAGCGUAAUGGACGUAAGACCUUGACCACCGUUCAAGGUAUCCCUUCCAAGUUCGACCACAAGAAGAUUCUCAAGGUCAUCAAGAAGGAGUUCGCCUGCAAUGGAACCAUCAUCAGCAGCACCGAGUCCAAGGGCAUGGGAGAGGUGAUCCAACUCCAGGGCGACCAUCGCCUCAAGAUCAAAGACUUCCUCGUUAACAACGAGGAGGGUCUGGGUCUCGACGAGAAGACCAUCAAGAUCCACGGCUUCUAA